AUGGCCAAGGUUUUUGGUGAAGAUAUCCUGCCACCUUCAGCUGCUAAGAAGGAGCUCGGAUCAUAUGAAAACCGAGAUGGCUUGAGCAUUGGAGAGCUAAUUGACUCCCGCAAGAAUGGGGGUCUUACAUAUAAUGACUUCUUGGUGCUCCCUGGCUACAUUGAUUUCCCAGCCUCUAAGGUUGAUCUGCGAACACGCGUAACGAAGGACAUCGUGUUGAAUACGCCCUUUAUUUCGAGUCCUAUGGAUACGGUCACGGAAGUCAAUAUGGCCAUAUCUAUUGCUCUUAUGGGCGGUAUGGGUGUGAUCCACAACAACAUGUCACCACAAGAACAAGCAGCCAUGGUGCGCAAAGUAAAGAUUUUUGAAAACGGCUUUAUCACUGAACCGCUUGUUCUGAGCCCCCGUGAGACGGUUGGUGAUGUGCUCGAAAUCAAGGAACGUUUAGGGUUCGCGGGCAUUCCUAUUACAGAGACGGGUUCAUUGAAGAGCAAGCUUGUGGGUAUUGUGACGGCUCGUGAUAUACAGUUCCGUGAUCCAUCGACGCCACUUAUUGAAGUGAUGACGCGUGAGCUUGUGACAGCGCCCACAGGUAUCACGCUGGAAGAAGCAAACUGCAUUCUGCGUGAUAGCAAGAAAGGCAAGCUUCCUAUUGUGAAUGCCGAAGGUGACUUGAUUGCGUUGCUCGCUCGCUCCGACUUGAUGAAGAACCAGGACUAUCCACUUGCAUCGAAGCGACCCGACAGCAAACAACUUUACUGUGCAGCAGCCAUUGGAACACGCCCGCACGACCGUGAGCGACUUGCUAUGCUGGAAGAAGCUGGUCUGGACGUCGUUGUGCUGGACUCUUCGCAGGGAAACUCGACGUACCAGGUAGAAAUGAUCCGCUGGAUCAAACAGACAUACCCCAAACUGCAAGUUGUUGCUGGCAAUGUCGUCACUCGUGAACAGGCUGCAACACUCAUCGAAGCAGGUGCUGAUGCUCUACGUGUUGGAAUGGGUAGUGGAUCCAUUUGCAUUACACAAGAAGUCAUGGCUGUGGGUCGUCCGCAAGGCACAGCCGUGCGCCAGGUGGCCGAAUAUGCUAAGCGUUUCGGCGUGCCAGUAAUUGCUGACGGUGGUAUUCAAAACGUGGGACACAUUGCCAAGGCGCUUUGCCUUGGUGCGAGUGCUGUGAUGAUGGGUGGCCUUCUGGCUGGUACAACAGAGAGUCCUGGUGAGUACUUCUACCGUGAGGGGCAGCGAUUGAAGGGAUACCGAGGUAUGGGCUCUAUCGAGGCCAUGGAACACCAGAGCAAGAAGCGUCGCUUCGAUGGUGCUACGGGUCGUGCAACAAAGAAAGUCGAGCAGGUCGGUACCGAUGUUUCGGCUGAGAAUGCGGCGACACAGCGCUACUUCUCAGAAAGCGACGCUGUGAAGGUGGCCCAGGGUGUGUCAGGCUCCGUUCAGGACAAGGGUAGCAUCAAGAAGUUCUUGCCAUAUCUGUACACGGGCUUGCAGCACUCGCUCCAAGAUAUGGGCGUACCGAGUGUCGAUGCCCUGCGCGAUUCUGUGACAUCAGGUGCUGUGCGCUUUGAGCUGCGGACUGCAAGCGCUCAGCUCGAAGGCGGGGUCCAUGGCUUGAUGCACUAUGAAAAGCGUCUGUUCUCGUCGUAG
Messenger RNA from Malassezia globosa CBS 7966, 1656 nucleotides. RefSeq lists its product as uncharacterized. The coding region runs from base 1 to 1656 and encodes 551 amino acids. Gene Ontology annotation, molecular function: IMP dehydrogenase activity. NCBI's taxonomy places the organism in Eukaryota, Fungi, Basidiomycota, Malasseziomycetes, Malasseziales, Malasseziaceae. The transcript has 2 exons. Gene Ontology annotation, biological process: GTP biosynthetic process. Gene Ontology annotation, cellular component: cytoplasm. The record is from RefSeq and is a predicted model, not a curated record.